This is a messenger RNA of Papaver somniferum (opium poppy), 1662 nucleotides long. Its product is annotated as mitotic spindle assembly checkpoint protein MAD1-like. The record is from RefSeq and is a predicted model, not a curated record. Lineage: Eukaryota; Viridiplantae; Streptophyta; Magnoliopsida; Ranunculales; Papaveraceae. The transcript is spliced from 14 exons. Bases 56 to 1225 code for a protein of 389 amino acids.
UACUAGACCAGAUAUUUACAAACAAAGACAUAGUUCGAAACGUUAAGCAGCGAGAAUGGAGUUGCUUCGACUCUCCAAAUUUAAGCUUCAACUUCGUGCCCUGAUCGCUGAAGUUCGAGAACUCAAGGAAAGAGAACAAUCAACCAAAGAAUAUCAUCAAAUCUCUAUCCAGAAACAUAAGAAAACAGAAGAAGAAUUCAGUAGAAAAAUAAAUGAAUUACAAAAGGAGUUGUCCUCGUCUCAAGAAUUACAACGUAGACUCGAGACUCAGGUGCAGUACCUUCAGAAUGAGAAUGUGUUGUUGGAUAAUAGACAAAAAGAGUUGAAAGCAACUAUUGAUUGCUUACUUCAGUCCAGGGACAGUUUUUUGAGUCUUUAUGAGGAUUCUACAUGUGAAAUGAGACGUUCAAUUGAAGUAAGAGAUAAAAAGCUAUCUGUUUUAUCUGAGAAGAUACAAACUCAUUCGUCGUUGUUUGAAUCCAUAGAAAAGGAAUCUAUUUCCACGAAGCAAGUUGUAGAUAAUGUGCAAAGGCUCAUAAGUGAUAAAGAGGAUGUAGUGGCUGGAUUGAAGAGGAAACUGGACCAGGUUUCAUCAUUUGAAAAGGAUUUUGUCGAAAAGAUAUGCUUGCUGGAAAAGAAGCUGAGAUCUAACAAUGAAGAGCUGAGGAGAAAGGAUACUGUUAUUUUUGAGUUAAAAGAAAAGGUGGAGGCAGCCACAACAAGUAACUACUGCCAGCCACAAAUAGAAGAACUUCAGAAAUCAUUAUCCAUGAAGGAAGGCAUUAUACAGAAUUUAAACACGGAAAAGAAGGCCUUGUUUUUCGAAGCACGGGCCUUGGAGAUUAUCUUACAGAAGAUUCAAGAAGCUGUUAUUCACAUGAAUGCAGAGGAUCAGAAGGUAUAUUUGUCAGUAGUUAAUGCCCAGGAAGAAUGUCCAACAAUGAGCGAAGAAAGGAAUGAUAGAUCAAAUGGCAUGGUUCAAGAGAGUAAAGAAGGUUCUCCAGCUAGCAACACUGGACAAGGAGCUACAGAAAAUACAGGUUCACCUCUAUGUCAGGGACCUAUUUCAGCUGUUAAGAACUCUUCACAGGAGAAACAUAAUUCGAAUUCUUCCACAUCCGAGGGUAAGUGCUCUCCAUCAGUUCAAGUUCACCAUCAACAAUUAGAGUCUGAGAGUUCAACCACUGAUGAAGGAAUAGUGGAUGAUCCAGUUCAAGCUAGAUAAUGCGGAAUACAAUAGUUAGUAGCAUAUCAGAUAUCUCAGAAUCCAAAUCGGUCUCUAUUAAUUCAGAUCCACUGCUGCUGGUUUACAGUGUUUUAGUGGCCAGAUCUUAUGUUGUGCUGCGUAUGUGAGCGUCAUCUGGACAUCCAAGUACAUCUUUAGCUCAAGGGGUUCACUUUUUCCUUCUUUUCUUCCCCGGGUGAUUAGUGUAGAGUAAGUUGUUGUAAAUAUUGUUGCUCAAAAGGAAAAUAACAGUUUUGUUUCUUGUGUACCAAACCCAUUUCCCGUUGGUAUAUAAUGCUGGGAUUAUGGCGAUUUGGUUACGUGAAGACAAUUCGCUUGCUGACUACGUCGAGUUUACAAAACAAACAAAAGAUGUUGGGUCAUAUGUGGGAUUUCUCUCUAGCAAUAAGAAAGUGGAAAAUUCUCGUUCUCAUAUA